This is a messenger RNA of Ornithorhynchus anatinus (platypus), 1237 nucleotides long. RefSeq names its product annexin A13 (gene ANXA13). The transcript has 12 exons. The record is from RefSeq and is a predicted model, not a curated record. Gene Ontology annotation, molecular function: calcium ion binding; calcium-dependent phospholipid binding. Bases 1 to 1143 code for a protein of 380 amino acids. Gene Ontology annotation, cellular component: cytoplasm. NCBI's taxonomy places the organism in Eukaryota, Metazoa, Chordata, Mammalia, Monotremata, Ornithorhynchidae.
AUGUUGAGCAGCAAUACAGCCACUCUUUCCACGGGCAACAUUGCUUCCAUCAGCUCUCAGGUCUACACAUACUGCCGGGAGAGUCAGUCAUAUCACCUCUCAGAGGGCAAACAGCAGUUACCUAAAAAGACGAACAAGUCCUCCUCAACGGUACAGCCAGUGAGCAAACAGCCGGAGACUCACCAACCAGAGAACUCUCACCAGCCACCCGCUGCUCGCAGCCACCAGGAAUUCAAUGCAGAUCAAGAUGCCAAGAAACUUCACAAAGCCUGCAAAGGGAUGGGAACGGACGAAUCAGCCAUCAUCGAAAUCCUAGCGAGUAGAUCAGCGGAAGAGCGGCAACAAAUCAAGGAGAAGUACAAAACACUGUAUGGCAAGGAGCUGGAAGAGGUGCUGAAGAAAGAUCUGAGCGGGAACUUUGAAAAGGCGGCACUGGCCCUUUUGGAUCGUCCGUGUGAAUACAGUGCCCGGGAGUUGCAGAAAGCCAUGAAAGGCGUCGGCACCAAUGAAUCUGUGCUGAUUGAGAUUCUCUGCACACGAACUAACAAGGAAAUCACAGCAAUGAAAGAUGCAUACCAAAGGCUGUUUGGCAAAAAUCUAGAAUCCGACGUGAAAGGUGACACGAAUGGAUCCCUCCAGAAGAUUCUGGUUUCGGUGCUACAGGCUGACCGAGAUGAAGGGAAUGAUGUUGACAAUGACCUAGCUGGCCAGGAUGCCAAAGAUUUGUACGAUGCAGGAGAAGGCCGCUGGGGUACGGACGAAUUGGCCUUCAAUAACGUCCUGGCCAAAAGGAACCUCAGGCAACUCAAUGCCACUUUCCAAGCUUAUGAAACGCUGGUUGGCAAGGACAUCGAAGAGGCCAUUAAAUCCGAAACAUCUGGAGAUCUGAAGACUGCCUAUUUAACUCUCGUGAGAUGUGCCCGAGACUGCCCCGGCUACUUCGCUGAGCUUCUGCACGAGUCCAUGAAGGGAGCUGGGACCGACGAGGAGACGCUGAUCCGAAUCGUCGUGUCGAGAGCAGAGGUCGACCUGCAGGCCAUAAAGGAGAAGUUCCAGGAGGUUUACCAGAAGUCCCUCUCUGACGCUAUACGCUCUGACACGUCCGGUGAUUUCAGGAAGCUACUAGUUGCCUUGCUUCACUGAACCGACUCAGCAGCCGAGAGAAGCCAGGAGAAACCGCCUUCCGUUUGUCUUUUCCAAACCAGAAAUGAAAAUAUGAAACCGCCAAGAAAAAACA